UUGCCCACCCACCGCCGCGUCCGUGCCCUCGCCCGCCGGGGCCGCCGGGGCAACGCCGGGGACUCGAACCCCCUCCCCGAAGCCGCCGAUCCCCGGGUACCCCGUGCCCGCCGUGGCGGCCGGGCAGGAGGGGCUCCACCGGGACCCCCGGUUGUGCCCGUGUGCGUUUGUGUGUUGUGGCGGGGAGGGCGAAACGGGCCCGUGGGGAUGGGUCCCCCCCCGGCCCUCCCUCCCCGGGGGUCCCCCGCCGCCUGCUUUCUGUUGUGCCCCCGGCCUCGCCCCGGGGAACCGUGUGUUUCUGCUCCGUUUGGGUUUGGCUUCUUGCUUGGCGCUGCCCCUCGCCCCUUCCCGCCCCGGCCCCUCGGAGACGCUGGGGAUGGAGGUUUUUGCCGCCCCGCCGUCUCUACCGCUGUUGCCCGUGCCCUCGCGGACUGCCCUGGCGGGCUCCCGGCCCCGUCUGUCUGUCCGGGGCAGCCGGCCUCGGCAAUCCCCCGGCCCUGUCAGGCUCCCGACCCUGGCAGGUGGCCUGCCCUCUGUCAGGGGCGACCGGCCCCGUCGUCAGGUCCCCGGCCCUGUCUGUUGGGCAACCGGCCAUGUCAGGCUCCCGGCCAUGUCGGGGCAGCCGGCCCCGUCUUUCAGCCUCCUCCCGUCCCUGUCAGGGGGCCGGCCCUGUCUGUCUGUCAGGGGCAACCGGCCAUGUCAGACUCCGAGUCCUGUCAGCCUUCCGGCCCUGUCAGGGGCAUCCAGCCCUGUCUCUAAAGCUCCCGACCCUGUCAGGGGGCCGGCCCUGUCUGUCUGUCAGGGGCAACCGGCCAUGUCAGGCUCCCGGCCCUGUCAGACUUCCAGCCAUGUCAGGGGCAGCCGGCCCUGUCUUUCAGCCUCCCGGCCCUGUCAGCGGGCCGGCCCUGUCUGUCAGGGGCAACCGGUCUUGUCAGGUCCCUGGCCCUUUCUCUCCAACUUCCAACCCUGUCAGGGGGCCGGCCCUGUCUGUCAGGGGCAUCCGGUCUUGUCGGGUCCCUGGCCCUGUCAGGCUUCCUGCCCUUUCUCUCCAGCUUCCGACCCUGUCAUGGGGCCGGCCAUGUCAGGGGCAACCGGCCCUGUCAGACUUCUGGCCCUGCCUGGCAGCCAGACCUGUCAGAAGCCCGAGGGCGGGAAACUGCUGGCUCCGCCCUCGGGAACUACAACUCCCAGCAUGCAGCGCGGCGGCGCUCCCCUUGCCGGCGCCGGGUGGAGAGGGAGGGGCGGGCCGCGUUGCAUGCUGGGAGUUGUAGUCUUUCUCCGCGGCGGCCACGACGGGGCGGCGGCCAUGUUGCGGCCAACGGGGCCCCGAAUAAAAAGGGACUUUUGACUCG
Molecule: messenger RNA, 1352 nt
Organism: Tachyglossus aculeatus (Australian echidna)
Lineage: Eukaryota; Metazoa; Chordata; Mammalia; Monotremata; Tachyglossidae
Exons: 3
Coding region: 377-1348 (323 amino acids)
Source: RefSeq, a predicted model, not a curated record